UUUCUGCUCUCAUGGGACAUCAGAAACCUGGGAGAGCUGAUUGACCGCUUCGUGGGGGACUUCAAAGCCCAGGGACCCCCAAAGCCGAACGUGGACGAGGGGGGUGCCGUUCUGCCCAGCUGCGCUGACCUCUUUGUCUAUUACAAGAAGUGCAUGGUCCAGUGCUCGCAGCUGAGCACCGGGGAGCCCAUGAUUGCCCUCACCACCAUAUUCCAGAAAUAUCUGCGGGAAUACGCCUGGAAGAUCCUCUCUGGAAAUUUACCCAAGACCACGAACACCAGCGGUGGUGGCCUGACCAUCACCAGUUUACUAAAGGAGAAAGAUGGUUCGGAGGUGGCUAAAUUUACCUUAGAGGAGCUUUGCCUAAUCUGUAGCAUUCUGAGCACGGCCGAAUACUGCUUGGCGACCACUCAACAGCUUGAAGAAAAGCUCAAGGAGAAGGUGGAUGACACCUUGGUUGAAAGAAUCACCCUGAUGGGAGAGAUGGAUACCUUCAGCACAGUGAUUUCCAGCAGCAUCCAGCUUCUGGUGCAGGAUUUGGACGGAGCGUGUGAUCCAGCCCUUACUGCCAUGAGCAAAAUGCAGUGGCAAAACGUGGAGCACGUCGGGGAUCAGAGUCCCUACGUCACGUCGGUCAUCCUGCACAUUAAGCAGAACGUCCCCAUCAUCCGCGACAACCUGGCCUCCACCCGGAAAUAUUUCACCCAGUUCUGCAUCAAAUUUGCUAACUGUUUCAUCCCCAAGUUUAUUAACCACCUUUUCAAGUGCAAGCCGAUCAGCAUGGUGGGGGCCGAACAGCUGCUGCUGGACACUCACUCCCUGAAAAUGGUCCUGCUUGAUUUGCCAUCCAUCGGCUCGCAGGUGGUGAGGAAAGCUCCCGCCAGCUACACGAAGAUCGUGGUCAAGGGCAUGACGCGGGCCGAGAUGAUCCUCAAGGUUGUGAUGGCCCCCCAUGAGCCUGCUGUGGUCUUUGUGGACAACUACAUCAAACUCCUCUCCGACUGCACCACGGACACAUUCCAGAAGAUUCUGGAAAUGAAGGGUCUCAAGCGAAGCGAGCAAAGCAGCAUGUUGGACUUAUUCCGUCAGAGGCUCCCGGCGCUUCCCUCGGGCGCGGAAACGGGCGGCUGCGUCUCCCUGACAGCCCCCACGCCCGAGCAGGAAUCUUCCCGCAUCCGCAAGCUGGAAAAACUGAUCAAGAAGAGACUCUAG
Molecule: messenger RNA, 1212 nt
Organism: Protobothrops mucrosquamatus (brown spotted pit viper)
Lineage: Eukaryota; Metazoa; Chordata; Lepidosauria; Squamata; Viperidae
Product: vacuolar protein sorting-associated protein 53 homolog
Exons: 9
Biological process (GO): retrograde transport, endosome to Golgi
Cellular component (GO): GARP complex
Source: RefSeq, a predicted model, not a curated record